AUGGCCCAACCGGUGUCUCUUGUUCAUUUUAGUGGUCACAAUCAUCUCAGAAAUCGCCUGGUCUUGUCCAUACUCAGCGGAAAAUACGUUCGCAUUGACAAGAUACGCUCCGAGGACAAAAAUCCGGGUUUGAGAGACUAUGAGAUCAGCCUUCUGCGUUUGUUGGAGAAGUUUACAAAUGGGACGGUCAUUGAGAUCUCGGUGACAGGCACUGCCAUUCUGCUCAAACCAGGUAUCAUCUUAGGAGGCACACUGCAGCAUGAAUGUCCGACAUCUAGGGCAAUUGGAUACUUUCUUGAACCUCUCAUCAUGUUGGCUCCAUUCGCGAAGAAACCAGUAAACGUCACUUUAAAAGGCAUCACGACUGAUGAACAUGACUUUUCGGCAUAUAUUCUACGCACAGUCACACUCCCUCAUUUGCAAUUAUUCGGAAUAUCCCAAGGACUGGAAUUGAGGAUUAAAAAACGUGGUGCUGCACCAGGUGGUGGUGGAGAGGUGCAAUUCAUGUGUCCUAUCGUCAAGCAGGUAAAGACCAUCAACUUUAUAGACCCUGGUAAAAUCAAGCGUAUUCGUGGUGUUGCCCAUGCUGUUCGCGUGAACCCACAAUUCUCCAACCGUAUGAUCGAAGCUUCACGCUCAAUACUAAACCGUUAUAUCCCUGAUAUAUAUCUGUAUUCUGAUGUUUACAAAGGCGAUGAAAGUGGAAAAUCACCAGGAUAUGCUUUGACAUUACUUGCCGAGUCAACCACAUCCGCCAUCUACUGUUCUGAAGCAAUAUCUGAGGCAGGCGUGGCCCCAGAAGACAUCGGACUGAAGGCAACUCGAGCACUCCUGACUGAAAUUGAGAAAGGAGGCUGCGUCGAUGAAAAACAUCAGACCCUUGUGCUUCUGAUGAUGGUACUUGGAAGUGAAGAUGUGGGACGAUGUCGAAUGGGCGAGCCAACAAACAAGACGAUUCAAUUCCUUCGCGAUAUCCGAAGUUUCUUUGCAACAUCUUUCAAAAUCGUUUCUGCGGAUCCAUCGGAUCCUGAAUGUUCCCAGUUGGUGUAUUCAUGCUACGGCACAGGCUAUGUCAACGCCAACCGCACUCUGGCAUGA
Psilocybe cubensis is the source of this 1098-nucleotide messenger RNA. RefSeq lists its product as uncharacterized. NCBI's taxonomy places the organism in Eukaryota, Fungi, Basidiomycota, Agaricomycetes, Agaricales, Agrocybaceae. Gene Ontology annotation, cellular component: nucleolus. The coding region runs from base 1 to 1098 and encodes 365 amino acids. Gene Ontology annotation, molecular function: RNA endonuclease activity. The transcript is spliced from 8 exons. The record is from RefSeq and is a predicted model, not a curated record. Gene Ontology annotation, biological process: ribosome biogenesis; endonucleolytic cleavage of tricistronic rRNA transcript (SSU-rRNA, 5.8S rRNA, LSU-rRNA).